Molecule: messenger RNA, 909 nt
Organism: Triticum urartu
Lineage: Eukaryota; Viridiplantae; Streptophyta; Magnoliopsida; Poales; Poaceae
Source: RefSeq, a predicted model, not a curated record
CGGCUCCGAGUUGAGAGGAGCAGCUGAGCACCGCUCGUACUAGGACAUGGCAGUACGUAGUUAGUUAGGGCGGGCGCGUGAGAAGAGAACCGAAUGUUACAGUAGCUCUAGUAGCUGUAGCUAGAGCAUGGAAGGCGCCGGCGACUUCACCUUCGCCGUUGCCGCGCCUCUGGCAGGCGCCGGCGGCCCACGGGUAGGCCCCGGUCUGCUGUACCCGGUCUUCGGCCAGCCGCGCUCACCGGCGCGCCAGCGGGCUCUGGAGACGGAGACGACGACGGCCACCGAGCGCGUGCCGCUCGGGCGGCUUCUGCUCGUCGACGCGUUCGGCUUCGGAGCAGGAGCGGAGCAGCAGCCGGAUGGCGGGGACAAGCCGGCAAAGACGUGCUCCUGUUCGUGCUGCCCCGGUUCACCGUUGACGGCGUCAUCCCCGGCGCGCUGCCGGAAGAGCGGCUCCACGGGGUCGGUCCUCCGGUGGAGCCAGCGGCUCAUCGGCCGGAGCCACAGCGACGGCAAGGAGAAGUUCGUCUUCCUGGACGCCAGCCCUUCCAACUCCGCCUCCAAGCGCAAGGGGGUCAGGAGCGGCGGCACGGAUGCUGCCGGCGGCCACGCGCACGUCUGGAGCUCGUACGCGCACAAGGGCGGCGGCAAUGACGGCCGCCGGAGGUCGUUCCUCCCGUACAGGCAGGACCUCGUCGGGCUCUUCGCCAGCGCCACCGCGUUCCGGCGGAGCUAUUACCCGUUCUGACGACGUACUGGAUCCGUAGAGCAUUUGGUCUGCAUGCAUCCUACUGUUUGAGUUUGUACUCUGCUUGUUUGCUUGUUGUACUAUUUUAUCAUCAUAUUGUAUUAUUGGUGACCUGAGCAUGUAAAAUCAAUUUCAUAUGUUCUUUCUUUUUCGGGUGAAUUUCA